AUGCUACUUCAUGUAGUUACUGGACCGAAGUCUUUUGCUGAUCUUCGCACGGUUGAUGGUAUCAUCUGCGCCACUUACAGGGAAGCAUGUUUGAGGCGCGGACUUCUUAAUGACGACCACUUACACAGGACAUUAGCAGAGGCCUCAAAUUGUAAACUGUUAUGGCAAAUGCGUCGACUGUUUUGUAGCAUAUUAAUCCACUGUAAUCCCAGCAACCCUCUUAACCUUUGGGAAUCGUUCAGACAGAACCUAUCAAAGGACAUACAGGCUAAUUUAGCGCUACGUGAUGGCAACGACGAUCUUUAUAAUGAGGCAUUAAUCGACAUGGACAGACACAUCAGACGCUAUGUUAUACGUGGAUUAAGUAAGUGA
Messenger RNA from Octopus sinensis (East Asian common octopus), 372 nucleotides. RefSeq lists its product as uncharacterized. NCBI's taxonomy places the organism in Eukaryota, Metazoa, Mollusca, Cephalopoda, Octopoda, Octopodidae. The coding region runs from base 1 to 372 and encodes 123 amino acids. The transcript has a single exon. The record is from RefSeq and is a predicted model, not a curated record.